This is a messenger RNA of Mangifera indica (mango), 1151 nucleotides long. Its product is annotated as vesicle-associated protein 1-2-like. Bases 196 to 921 code for a protein of 241 amino acids. Gene Ontology annotation, biological process: endoplasmic reticulum membrane organization. The transcript has 8 exons. The record is from RefSeq and is a predicted model, not a curated record. Lineage: Eukaryota; Viridiplantae; Streptophyta; Magnoliopsida; Sapindales; Anacardiaceae. Gene Ontology annotation, cellular component: endoplasmic reticulum membrane; plasma membrane.
UAGUUGAACUUGGAAGUAUUAGACAAACAUCACUGUCACACGUUCUUACUCUGCACACUCACUCAUUGCGAUCCCUCUUCACUCUUUCUGUUACUCGCCGGUGAAACAGGAUCGUCCUUUUUACCGGCGCCGUUAAACCGGCUUUCCUGCGCCGGAAACUUCUAGUAGAUAUCUGUCUAAAUCGAUUUCAUAGCGAUGAGUACUGGCGAUCUUCUCAGUAUCGAACCUCAGGAACUCCGGUUCCCAUUUGAAUUACGGAAGCAGAUCUCGUGCUCUCUACAGUUGUCAAACAAGAGCGAUGAUUAUGUGGCUUUCAAGGUUAAAACGACUAAUCCAAAGAAGUAUUGUGUUCGACCCAAUACUGGAGUUGUUUUACCCAGGUCUACAUGUGAUGUCAUUGUUACAAUGCAAGCACAAAAGGAGGCACCUCCGGACAUGCAAUGCAAAGACAAAUUUUUACUUCAAAGUGUAGUGACAAGUCCUGGAGCCACUGCAAAGGGUGUAACUCCAGAGAUGUUCAAUAAGGAGGCAGGGCAUAAUGUUGAAGAAUGCAAAUUGAGGGUUGUUUAUGUGGCUCCACCUCGGGCACCAUCGCCUGUUCGAGAAGGUUCUGAAGAAGGUUCUUCACCUAGAGCAUCUGUGUCAGACAAUGGAAAUUUGGGUGCUUCUGAAUUUUCACCUGCUUCAAGAGGUUUUGUUGAGCGAGCUGAACGAAUAGAUAACUCAACAGAGGCUGGGGCUUUCAUUUCAAAGCUGACUGAAGAGAAAAAUUCUGUUAUUCAGCAAAAUAACAAGCUUCAACAGGAGCUGGAGCUCUUAAGGCGUCAAGCCAACAGAAGUGGCACAGGUAUAUCAUUAAUGUAUAUUGUUGUAGUUGGUGUGGUUGGCAUCAUUUUGGGAUACCUUAUGAAGAAGAUUUGACCAUCAGAGGAUUUUAUUUUUUGUGCUUACCCAAGCAAAAAUGAAAUACAUAAAUUUGAAAAAGCAAUUGUGACUGAUUAGCAGGAACUUUGUCUUCAAUCUGUUAGUGUUCUGUAUCAAAACCAGAACUUUGUGGAGUGUGUGAUCUAUGUAUGUAGGGCAACCUUCUUUGUUCAUUAAGUUACCAGGUAAAAAAAUUUCUCGUUUUUAAUUAUGAGAUGUUACCUAAA